This is a messenger RNA of Oldenlandia corymbosa var. corymbosa, 2248 nucleotides long. The record is from the annotation of a GenBank genome assembly. Lineage: Eukaryota; Viridiplantae; Streptophyta; Magnoliopsida; Gentianales; Rubiaceae.
UUUAUGGGUAAUUGCACGGGUGGUCCUUCUUUGAAUAAUGAGUAGUAUCAAUAAAUCGCAGAGUAAAUCACUUCACUCCAGCCCACUACUAUCAAACCUAGUAGAAGACUCCCACCACUACUAUUAGUAGAACUAGUAUUUCCCCCAUUUCUCGUUUCCCACCUUUUUUUUUUUUUCUUCAAUUUUUGGCCAGUCAAUCCGUCCUCGGAUUUGACGACGGACGACGGACGCCGGCCGGUGGCGAUGACGGACGACAAUAACACAUACCUGAAUGGGGGCCUAAUCCUGGUGGUCACCCUGUUGGUGGCGAAACUGAUUUCGACCCUCGUAAUGCGGAGAUCCAAGGGCCGCCUUCCUCCGGUGGUGAAAGCGUGGCCUCCGUUGGUCGGUGGGCUGAUGAGGUUCUUGAGUGGGCCGGUGGUGAUGCUUAAGGAGGAGUAUCCAAAGCUGGGAAGUGUUUUCACCCUUAAGCUGCUGACCAAGAACAUCACCUUCUUCAUUGGGCCUGAGGUUUCUGCCCAUUUCUUCAAGGCCCCUGAAUCCGAUCUCAGCCAGCAGGAAGUGUACCAGUUCAAUGUCCCCACAUUUGGGCCCGGCGUGGUAUUCGAUGUGGAUUACUCCAUCCGGCAGGAACAGUUCAGGUUCUUCACUGAGUCUCUCCGAGUUAAUAAACUCCGGGGAUAUGUUGAUCAGAUGGUUGUCGAAGCUCAGGAGUACUUCUCAAAAUGGGGAGACACUGGGGAAGUGGACUUGAAAUAUGAACUGGAGCAUCUGAUUAUACUGACAGCAAGUAGAUGCCUUUUGGGUGAGGAAGUACGCAACAAACUCUUUGACGAUGUCUCUGCCUUGUUUCACGACCUUGAUAACGGCAUGCUCCCCAUCAGCGUGCUAGCUCCUAAUCUUCCUAUACCAGCUCACCGCCGCCGUGACAAGGCACGCAAGAAGCUUGCGGCUAUAUUUGCUAGCAUUAUCGAUUCAAGAAGACAAAGUGGCAAGUCAGAACACGAUAUGUUGCAAUGUUUCAUUGACUCGAAAUACAAAGAUGGACGUCCCACAACAAAAGAUGAGGUUACUGGUUUGCUCAUUGCGGCCCUUUUCGCUGGUCAGCACACCAGUUCCAUCACUUCCACCUGGACUGGUGCAUACCUCCUAACCAACCCUCAGUUCAUGUCACAAGUCGUGGAUGAGCAGAAGAAUAUACUGAAGCAGCAUGGGGAUAAGGUCGAUCACGACAUUUUGUCUGAAAUGGAAGUCCUCUAUCGGUGCAUUAAGGAAGCACUUAGACUCCAUCCGCCUCUGAUUAUGCUACUUCGCCAAUCACAUGCUGAUUUCUCUGUGACCACUCGGGAAGGGAAUGAAUAUGACAUUCCCAAGGGCCAUAUAGUUGCCACAUCCCCUGCAUUUGCUAACCGCCUCCCACAUAUCUACAAAGAUCCUGAUACUUAUGAUCCCGACAGAUUUGCUCCUGGAAGAGAGGAAGACAAGGCCUCUGGAGCAUUUUCUUAUAUUUCGUUUGGUGGUGGCCGACAUGGAUGUCUGGGAGAGCCGUUUGCUUAUUUGCAGAUCAAAGCUAUAUGGAGCCAUUUGCUGAGAAACUUUGAGUUCGAACUGAUAUCACCUUUUCCGGAGAUUGACUGGAAUGCCAUGGUGGUUGGCGUGAAAGGAAAGGUCAUGGUGAGAUACAAGCGCCGACAGCUUCUGGUGGAAUAAUUGUGCAUUUCCUGCUAGUAUAGUGACGAAUCUUCUGGCACGAUUCUUCUAAACACUUUUUUCUAUUGGUUGCCCUUAUUUUAUUUUGAUGUCAUUUUUUUCUUCUGCACUUUAUUCCUCCGUAGAUUGACCUAGGUAUUUUGCCUGCUCCAGUAGAACUGACACGUUUUCAGUUGAAUAUCUGUAAUCAUUUUGGCAUUUCUGUUUCCCAUUCCCUUCUUUUUCUUUGAUGAUUUGCAACUGUUAAGUUGGCGAGUAAUGAUGUGUUCUGGCUAAAUGUACUGAUGUGAAGCAGUGUUUUAUCCAAGAGUUUUUCUUUGGAGUAAAGAGCUUUCAUUGGACAAGAUUGAUAUUGCCCAAAUGGGCAGUUUUUUUUUUUUUUUUUUUGGAUGAAAGUUGAAUUUCAUUCCAUGUUGGUGAUAAAAUACGUACAUAAUAGAUAGGAUUCGGUACUUAUCUACCUGUAAAAUUUCGAAAGUAAGUAGAAAUAGGGUUAAUGAUGCCCAUCAAAGGGCUGCUGCUCUAUCUUGUAGUUGAC